This is a messenger RNA of Caenorhabditis auriculariae, 2480 nucleotides long. NCBI's taxonomy places the organism in Eukaryota, Metazoa, Nematoda, Chromadorea, Rhabditida, Rhabditidae. The record is from the annotation of a GenBank genome assembly.
AUGGUCACAGUUAUUCUGAAUCCGGAAGUGGAAGUGGCCGGUGACAAGAAGCCGUACACGGCAGACGGACUCUUGACAAGCGUUGGAAUGUGAGUUCUGAGACUCGAGUGCGACCCGAGCUCGACUUCUAGCUGGCAUCCGUACCCCGUGUUCAUCGUCAGCUCGAUGGCCUUCCUCUGGGUCCUGUCCGCCAUGGCCACCAUGUCGCCGUCGUAUCUUGCGCCAGCUACUUCCAAUUCUAAUUCUUCUUUCAUCACGGUUCAAAAGGAGGUUCCAGUUUUUACUUCUUCAAAAAAAUUAACAAGUUAGUUACAGUUCGAAAUCGAACGUAUGAUUAUCGACCCGGGAGAAAUGACAUCAUCGGUCUACUUUAUAGGAAAUUUAGUAUUUGGCCAGGUCUACUCGACUAUAGCCGACAGGUAUACAAAAAGAUAUCAGAUCUCAAAAUAAAAUGGCGGAACGAAAAAUUUUUGAACAUUUCGAAGUGCCGAAUGAAAAAAAAUUAAAUGAUAUUAACUAUCUAAGAAAACCGAAAUUUUGUGGAAUUUUUUCUCGUUUUCAAUCAAAAAAUAAUAAAAAAGACCAACUCAUAGGAAACAUGUUUUAAAAAAAGUUUCAAAUUUCGUACUUCGAAAAAAACGUGUCUAUUUUUAAGCUUUUAAAGAAUUUUUUUUAGUCAGCCAGAGGCAUGGACUCCUGCACGUGUAACUUGUGCUCUUUCUCUCUCUCAAGCUAUUGAUCAAAUGACUAUAUCUUGUUUGAAAGUUACAGAGUUGGAAGAAAGCCUGUUAUUGUUUUCUGUCUGAUUUUCGCCGGAAUCAGUGGGUCCCUUGCAUCUGUUGCGCCAACUUUUGAACUUCUUUUGUUGGGUCGUUUCUUCCAAGGCUCUUUUUUCACGGUAUGUUUCCUUGAGCUUCUUUACGUAGUAGAAAUGGUUGCAGCCACUUACGAUGACCAAUUGGGUUUUGUGCUGUGAAUCGGUGGCUUUUGCCGGCCACGGCUAUGCUUCAGUUCUUUUCGGCGUCGCCUGGGUUCUCGGCUACUGCAUAAUAACGCCUUUCGCGAUUUUCUUCCCUUCUUGGAGAUACUUGCAGCUGGCGACGUCGUUGCCGACCUUUAUUUUCGGCAUAGUCAUGUUCUUGUCAGCUGUCGAUUGAAAGCGUUUAUAUACUUUCCCAUUCAGCACACUACCGGAAAGCAUUUCGCUUUUAAUACAAAAGAAAAAGAGCUCCGAAGUUUUGUCUUGGGUUCACACUGUCAGUAUUUAUUUUAAAAAAAACGUUCAUCAUAAACGUUUUUAGGCCUCCCGGCUGGGAAAAGAGAAAGUUGAGUUCGAUAUUUCACGGAUGCUGGACGAUGUGCAGAACGAGGACGAAGGGAAGACGUUGCUCGAAACUUUGCGCCACGUCUUCGCCACGCCUCCACUCGUCCUCUAUACAACUAUCGAGACGAUUUUCUGGUUUCUACGACGUUUUUUUAUGCGAUUCUAUAACCUCAAUAUUCUCUAAUUGUCGAAAUUCUCUUCAAAGUUGGAAAAUUCGUAAAACUUUAAAUUAUGAGAGAAAAACUUUUCAAAAAAAAAAAAAAUGACUCACACAGAACUUUCUGCAUUGCGUCUGUUUGGUAUCUGAAAAUAAACCUGGGACUCGUCUAUAUUUAUAUUGUUACUCAGGAUAAUCGACUUCAUGAUCUACAACGGUCUUUCUCUUUCGGCCACAGGCGUCAGUGGCAGCAACGCCCAUCUGUCGUACUUGUUCUCAGGACUCGUCGAGCUUCCUUCGUACUUCCUACUGCCAGCGGCACUUGACUGGUUCGGUCUCGAGGUCGCAACUGAGUUUUGGGAGUUUCCAGGAUUGGUCGUAAGCCAACAGUACUUCUUAGUCACGUGAUAUGCGCAAUCGCUCUGAUCGCCAUGUUUCUUUUCGACCGCGGUAAGUGGGAACUCAAAUAAAGUAUUUUGGACUGAAUGAAUUUUCUGUUUCUUAGCGAUAAAAUUCAACUUGAACCUUCAAAAUUAAAUUACUUUUUGAAAGUUCCAUUAGGCUUCUUUGAAAUUUAAAAAUUUUAACUUGAACCUGUGAAAAACGUGGAUUCUGAUCGGUUUGUUCGAUUUAUUCGUUUCAGAAACCGACCCGCAACUUUUCCUCAUAGUUUGGCUGACAGCCAAGUUUGCAAUGGCCUGCGCAUUCAUGUGCUGUUUUGUCUAUGGAGCGGAACUGUUUCCUACAAACUGCCGCAACAUUUGCCUCGGCGUCUGCGCGACGAUCAGCAACUUGGGAGCAAUGGUCUCACCCCACGUGCCUGCCUUGGUCAGUUUUCAAACUUUCUGUCGAAUUUCGAAGUUUCAGGACCAGAUCGUCUAUUCUGGAGCUUCGUUCCUCUUCUACGCUGGCUGCUGUGUCAUUUGCAGUGUUCUUAUUUUCUUUUUGCCGGAGACCAAGGAUCACGGCGUCGAAAAACCACAACAAACUAAGCUGUAA